UUUUAUAACAAGAAAUCACACAAUGGGAGACUGCUGCACUAAAGGUUUAGACGUGAACUAUGACACUGCUGUUUGGGCCAAGUUAGACCCAGCAGAGAUAGACGAUUGCCUAGAUGAGAUGCAUUAUUACCUGCAUUCUUCAGAUAAGAAGUCCUAUAUGCGCAAAGCUGAUCAGACUCUUGACGCUGAUUCAAGGAGUAGCUAUUAUGGCGAGAAAAGCAAGCGGAUCACGCCUAAUUAUACUGAUUAUAGCGGAGUCGUGGCACUCUAAUUGUCUCAGAGUUCGAAAUUGAUGGGGAAUCCAAAUAAGUUCAUCACCUCAGGGUCUAUUUACAUCAUGGAGGGGGUCCAAAAGGUGUUUAUUAUUACAGCUGCAAGCACGUUUUUGCACUCCUAUGAGGCAUAUGGAAGCCCUGAGUUUGAGUAUGCUAAAAGAGCUACAAUGUUUCUAGCAAGAGACGGUGAAAAAGACUAUUGGGUAAAAACUCCGUUAUCUAGCUUUAAAUUCCAUCCGAAUUAUUUAGCACACCCUGGGCUAUAUGGAGGCUAUGACAUUGCAGUGGCUAGUUUUGAUAUUACCAAAUCAAAGUCUUUUAUAAAGGAUUUAGAUGCUUUUAAGAAAAUGCUAGCUAAAAUAACACCAUCGUUACCAACUACUUUUAAGGUGAUGGAUGGGGAGGAGAUGUUUAUCACAGGAUACCCGGCAGAUUGAGAUGGAGCAAUGUUCCAGCAGAGAGGAAUAGUUUUUGACCAGAUAAACAUUGAAGAUGGCAUCUCCAAACUACUGGUCUUUCGGGACUUGGAAAUGACCAAAGGAAUGGCCGGCUCACCUGUGAUGAGCAUAUCAGAAAAUAAAGUACAGCUUAUCGGGGUAUAUAUCGGUAAAGACGAGACUUGAGGAAUGCACAUAGUUGCUGGAAUCGCAUACAAUAUAAACAAAUGGAUCCUAGAUUUGAUGAAGGAUAAAUUGCUAAUAGAAGACUUCAAUACUAAGAUGUUCCCAGGAAAGAAAUAUAAAAGUAAAAUAAAAGCACGUUUUGCCCCAACCAAGGAGGAAGAUGACCCUACUUCUGCUGAGAAGAUGACGAAGCAAGAAAAAGACGAUGACUGGCUUAUAGUUGACAUUGACGAGGAAAGAUCAGUAGACUUCAAGACUAUUCAUUAA
Moneuplotes crassus is the source of this 1165-nucleotide messenger RNA. The record is from the annotation of a GenBank genome assembly. Lineage: Eukaryota; Ciliophora; Spirotrichea; Euplotida; Euplotidae.